GGAGGCGCCGGCACCGCACCUUGCCUCCGUACUCGUUCUCAGCGUACUCGCUCUCUAGACCCCCUCACAUCCUAGACUCAAUCUAUAUCCACAAUGUCGACUGACAACGAGUACUCUGAUCAGGAUUACUACGAUGAGGAUGAGGAUGUCCUUCUGGACGACGCCGAAGAUGAGUCGGCCUCGGAAAUGGACAUUGAUGCCUUCGAUGCGGACUACAAGCCAUCCGGCAAAGGCAAACACAAGGUUUAUGAGGUGGAAUAUGAGUCGCUCAGUCAGGGGGACAUCGAGAAGAUGAUGAAGGACGAUGUCAACAACAUCAGUGGAAUCUUCGGAGUUGACGGCGAUAGUGCUAGCUUACUUCUGAGACAUUUCGAGUGGAACAAGGAGAAGCUCAUCGAGAAGUUCAUGGACAACGCCGCGACAGUGAACGCAGCUGCAGGUAUAUCCGCCCCCGAGAAGCCACAAUCCGAGCCCUCGCAGCCUUCCGGCAAUGCCUCCCCGCUCGUGUGCAACCACAAGUUCUGCACGAGUUGCUGGAAUGCGUAUAUCACGAGCAAGAUCAGGACCGAGGCCGAGCAGUGGAUAACGUGCAUGGCCGAGGACUGCAAGACUGUCGCGCCCAAUAGCUUUGUCCAGACCAGUCUCCAGAGCGAAAUGAAGACGUGGCAACGCUUCCAAGAGCUACUCGUGCGACACUUUGUAUCUUGCAACCACAACCUCAAGUACUGCCCUUAUCCGUCCUGCACGUACACCGUCUCCUGCCCGAGCGCGGCAUCUAAGUCUUCGCUGACGCAGAUUGUACCCGUUGUCGUCUGUGGUGCCUCCUCGACGCACAAGUUCUGUUUUGGCUGCAACAUCGACGAUGACCACCGACCGGUCGUGUGCGGCGUCGCGCGACUGUGGCUACAGAAGUGCCAAGACGAUUCCGAGACCGCCAACUGGAUCAAGAGCAACACUAAGGAAUGCUCGAAGUGCCAGAGCACCAUAGAAAAGAAUGGAGGGUGCAACCACAUGACGUGUAAGAAAUGCAAGUAUGAAUUCUGUUGGGUUUGCAUGGGACCAUGGUCCGAACACGGAACUGCAUGGUACUCCUGCAAUCGGUACGAUGAGAAGGCCAGUGUCGACGCCCGCGAUGCUCAGUCCAAGAGCCGUGCUUCGCUUGAGCGGUAUCUUCAUUACUACAAUCGUUGGGCCAACCACGAACAGUCGGCGAAGCUGUCCGUAGAGCUGCACGCGAAGACGGAGAAGAAGAUGGAGGAGAUGCAGAUGAGUUCGGAUCUCACUUGGAUAGAAGUGCAGUUCAUGAAGAAGGCGGUCGACGAGGUCUUCAAGUGCCGUAUGACUCUCAAAUGGACGUAUGCUAUGGCCUACUACCUCGAGAGCGGCAACCAGAAAGAGCUCUUCGAAGAUAACCAGAGGGACCUGGAACGGGCAGUUGAGGAGCUUUCCGAGCUCAUCGAGCAGCCUCUUGACCCGGAAAUCGUUCCGUCGUUGCGACAGAAAGUCACUGACAAGACUGUCUAUGUUCAGAAGCGCAAUGAAAUUGUGCUCGAAGACACGGCGAAGGGUUUCCUGGAAGGCCGCUGGAGUUGGAACGCCCCCGUGGAGGGCUUUGAUUGAUCGUCCUCGCGCUACGUCUGCACCUGGAUAAUCCCCCAUGGCGAUGUGACUACGAACCCCACUGUAUACUAAUCUGCACCAUCCACACUCAUUGUACUCUCUACUCCACACAGCCCGAUGUGUACGGCCUCCCUUGGUCUAACAAGCAUAGUCGGAAUAUCACAAAAUUUUUUGCCAAGCUUGCAGAGUUGGUGCGCGCGCGGCCGGAGGCCUGUCCACCAUCAAUCGCGCGGCGUGAGGAAAGAUGGUGCUUACCCAUGUCCUGGCCAUUGUCGGCUCUGGUCCACAGUCCGCAAGUGAAGCCCGUCGUCUACAUUUUCUGAAGCUCGUCUGGCGGAAGGUUUGGGGCAGAGCAGCUUCCGCAGCCUAAAGGUCCGUCACCG
Messenger RNA from Phanerochaete carnosa HHB-10118-sp, 2003 nucleotides. RefSeq lists its product as uncharacterized. Gene Ontology annotation, biological process: protein polyubiquitination; ubiquitin-dependent protein catabolic process; positive regulation of proteasomal ubiquitin-dependent protein catabolic process. Gene Ontology annotation, cellular component: ubiquitin ligase complex; cytoplasm. Gene Ontology annotation, molecular function: ubiquitin conjugating enzyme binding; zinc ion binding; ubiquitin protein ligase activity. Bases 94 to 1620 code for a protein of 508 amino acids. NCBI's taxonomy places the organism in Eukaryota, Fungi, Basidiomycota, Agaricomycetes, Polyporales, Phanerochaetaceae. The record is from RefSeq and is a predicted model, not a curated record. The transcript has 9 exons.